AUGGCACCUCAUGGCAAAGAACUUUUGACGGAUGUAGAACUAAAGAGGCUGAGAGAUGCUUUCAAACGAACCUGUGGUGGCCCUUCAUAUUACAUGAGUCAGCAGUGCUUCAUCAGGGAAGUGUUAGGAGAUGUUCCUCCAAAAGUAGCAGAGGUCAUUUACUGCUCUUUUGGUGGGACCUCAAAAGGAUUACACUUCAAUAACUUGAUAGUGGGACUUGUUCUUCUAACAAGAGGUCGCGAUGAAGAGAAGGCUAAGUAUAUUUUUAGCCUCUUUUCCAAUGAGUCUGGUAGCUGUGUUGUUCGAGAGGAUAUGGAGAGUAUGCUCUCUGUUGUAGAUGGAGAAGUCCCAUUGUCCCUGAAAAAAUGCUUUGCUGAGGGUGAAAAAGUGAACUACGAAAAAUUUAGAAACUGGUUACUUCAAAAUAAAGAUGCUUUUACCUUUUCUCGCUGGUUGUUGUCUGGAGGGGUCUUUGUAACGCUCACUGAUGACAGUGACACUCCUACUUUCUAUCAGACUUUGGCUGGGGUCACACACUUGGAAGAGUCUGACAUCAUUGACCUGGAGAAAAGAUAUUGGCUAUUAAAGGCUCAGUCGAGGACAGGACGCUUUGACCUGGAAACAUUUGUCCCUUUGAUUUCCCCACCAAUUCAUCAGUCAUUGAGUGAAGGGUUGUUUAAUGCAUUUGAUGAAAACCGUGACAACCACAUAGACUUCAAGGAAAUAUCGUGUGGUUUAUCUGCUUGCUGCAGGGGACCCCUAGCUGAGAGACAAAAAUUUUGUUUCAAGGUGUUUGACAUAGACCGUGAUGGUGUUUUGUCUCGUAAUGAACUGGAAGAGAUGGUUCUUGCACUACUAGAGGUCUGGAAAGAUAACCGCACUGAUGCCAUACCUGAAUUACACUUGAAUCUUUCUGACAUCAUAGACAAUAUAUUAAAAACUCAUGACACAACCAAGAAUGGGCAUCUCACCCUGGAAGAUUACCAGAUAUGGAGUGUUAAAAGUGCUCUUGCCAAUGAGUUUUUAAAUCUUCUGUUCCAGGUUUGCCACAUAGUUUUGGGUUUACGACCAGCCACUCCAGAAGAAGAAGGGCAGAUCAUUAGGGGAUGGUUGGAAAGAGAGAGUCGGCAUGGCCUUCAAUUUGGGCACAAUUGGUUUCUCAUAUCUAUGCAGUGGUGGCAGCAGUGGAAAGAAUAUGUCAAAUAUGAAUCUAAACCUGUCGUUAUUGAACCAUCUUCAUUGUUAAAUGGCAGCCAGUACUCACUUGGGGCAGCCUCAUUGGAUCAGAGGGAAGAUGACAGGACUGGCACUAAUGUACAUAGCACUACAGAAGAAAAAUCUUCCGAUAACAUAUCUUCUGCAUCGGAAGCUUCGGAGUCAACAUCCAGCACUUUCCUUUACUCCAGCACGGCAGGGGCAGACAUGUGCUUUGCACGCCAGCACAACACUUCAGAUAACAAUAACCUGAGUAUGAGUGGUUCCAAUGGUAGCAUAUUAAUGCAGCUUAAUCCGCAGAAACCGGGGGCUAUCGACAACCAACCACUAGUCACACAAGAGAAUGUAAAGGUACCCUCGCUAACACUGGAAGGAGGACGCUUAAAACAAAGUCCUUCUCUGCUUCGUGGAAAAGAUUAUGAAAUAGUUCCAGAGCCAGUGUGGAGAGCACUUUAUCACUGGUAUGGAGCCAACUUGUCCUUACCUCGACCGGUCAUCAGAAACAGCAAAACAAACCAUCCAGAACUGGAACUCUUUCCACGCUAUCUACUUUUCCUGAGACAGCAGCCUGUGACUCGCCAACAGCAGUCUAACAUCUGGGUGAAUAUGGGUAUGAUGAGCCUGAGAAUGUUUCCUCAGCAUUUACCCAGAGGAAAUGUGCCAUCUCCAAAUGCACCUUUGAAAAGAGUUUUAGCAUAUACCGGGUGCUUCAGCCGAAUGCAGACGAUAAAAGAAAUCCAUGAAUAUCUUUCUCAGCGUUUACGCAUAAAAGAAGAAGAUAUGCGUUUGUGGUUAUAUAAUAGUGAGAAUUAUCUAACCCUGUUAGAUGAUGAAGACCACAAAUUGGAAUAUCUCAAAAUUCAGGAUGAGCAGCACUUGGUAAUAGAAGUUCGGAACAAAGAUAUGAGUUGGCCAGAAGAAAUGUCAUUCAUUGCAAACAGCAGUAAAAUUGAUAGGCAUAAAGUUCCCACUGAAAAGGGAGCAACAGGACUCAGUAAUUUGGGGAACACUUGCUUUAUGAACUCCAGUAUCCAGUGUGUCAGCAACACUCAGCCUCUCUCAAAGUAUUUCAUCUCAGGGAGACAUCUGUAUGAGCUAAACAGAACAAAUCCCAUAGGAAUGAAAGGACACAUGGCAAAGUGCUAUGGAGAUUUGGUUCAAGAGCUGUGGAGUGGUACGCAAAAGAAUGUGGCUCCUUUAAAACUAAGGUGGACAAUAGCAAAGUAUGCCCCUCGGUUCAAUGGCUUUCAGCAGCAGGACUCCCAAGAGCUGCUUGCAUUUCUUCUAGAUGGCCUCCAUGAAGAUCUUAAUAGAGUACAUGAGAAGCCGUAUGUUGAGCUCAAGGACAGUGAUGGACGACCAGACUGGGAAGUUGCGGCUGAGGCUUGGGACAAUCACUUGAGGAGGAACCGGUCGAUAGUUGUGGACUUGUUUCAUGGACAGUUGAGAUCUCAAGUGAAAUGUAAAACCUGUGGGCAUGUCAGUGUCCGAUUCGACCCAUUUAACUUUCUCUCCCUGCCUCUGCCCAUGGACAGUUACAUGCAUUUGGAAAUCACAGUUAUUAAAUUAGAUGGCACAACACCUGUACGGUAUGGGCUAAGGCUGAACAUGGAUGAGAAGUACACAGGCCUGAAGAAACAGUUGAGUGAGCUAUGUGGUUUGAAGCCUGAACAGAUCCUUCUUGCAGAAGUGCAUGGAUCUAACAUUAAGAACUUUCCUCAGGAUAACCAGAAAGUACGGCUGUCAGUGAGUGGUUUUCUCUGUGCUUUUGAGAUACCGAUUCCUGGAUCUCCUACAUCAGCCACAAGCCCCACACAACAAGAUUCCAGCACAGUGCCAUCAUCCAAUGGACCACAGAGUUUCAUGCCAAAUGGAGGACUGAGUCGGCCACCAGUAAUCCCCAAUGGGAUGCCAAAUACUGUAGUGCCAUGUGGGACAGAGAAUACUGUGGGGAAUGGGGUACUCAAUGGGCAUAUCUCUGUCCACCCAGAUGGCCCUUUUAUAGGCUAUAUCAUUGCUAUUCAUCGAAAAAUGAUGAGAACAGAGCUGUAUUUUCUAUCAUCUCAAAAAAAUCGUCCAAGCCUAUUUGGGAUGCCUCUAAUAGUUCCAUGCACUGUACAUACCAGGAAGAAAGAUUUGUAUGAUGCAGUAUGGAUCCAGGUCUCCAGACUUGCAAGUCCUCUUCCACCACAAGAAGCAAGUAACCAUGCACAAGACUGCGAUGACAGUAUGGGAUAUCAGUAUCCGUUCACGCUCAGAGUGGUGCAAAAAGAUGGGAAUUCCUGUGCGUCAUGCCCAUGGUACAGGUUUUGCAGGGGAUGUAAAAUUGACUGUACGGAAGACCGUGCCUACAUUGGUAAUGCUUACAUUGCUGUAGAUUGGGAUCCCACAGCUCUGCAUCUUCGUUAUCAGACAUCACAAGAAAGGAUUGUGGAAGAGCAUGAGAGCGUUGAACAGAGCCGUAGAGCGCAAGCAGAGCCCAUUAACCUUGAUAGUUGUCUCCGCGCCUUCACCACAGAGGAGGAGCUGGGAGAGGAUGAAAUGUAUUAUUGUUCCAAAUGUAAAACCCAUUGUUUAGCUACAAAGAAACUUGACCUGUGGAGGCUCCCUCCAAUUCUGAUUAUCCACUUAAAGAGGUUCCAGUUUGUGAAUGGUCGAUGGAUAAAGUCUCAAAAAAUUGUCAAAUUUCCCCGUGAGAAGUUUGACCCGAGUGCCUUUUUGGUACCUCGAGGGCCAGUACAGUACCUGAAAAGGAAACCAGGACUUAAGUGCAAUGAUCAAGCAGAAAGCCGCUCAACGCAGGGAGACCUGAAGAAACAUGAACUGGCAAACCUUAGUCCUGCUGGAGAUGGGGAUGCACUUGGGAAAAUUCAGCCUGUAAUCAGUUCUUCCACUGCAAAUAGUAAAGCAUCUCCGUUACAAGGAAGGAAAGCUGCUACAAACUCUUCUAGUAAAAACAACAGUCCCAACAAUAGCCCAAGAACUUUGGGAAGGGGCAAAGGCCGUCUUCGUUUACCUCAGCUUGGAGGCAAAAAACUCUCAAGCAGUAAAGAAAACUUGGAUCAAAGCAAGGACAAUGGCUCAGAUAAUGAAACAAGAGAGACUUUGGAUCAGGUAGAUUCUAGUAAAGGACAUAUUUUAGGUGGAAGUCAAACUGAGUUAGCUGCAACUCAGGAUUCUCAGGUGGUUUUAACCAAUGGACUGACCCAUGAGCAGAACAUGUGUACCAGUCAGCUUGAUAACCACAUAGGGGAAGAAGAGGAUGUCACUGUUGACCAAAGAGAAGACAACUGUUGUCAGCCUAUCUAUAACCUUUAUGCCAUUUCGUGCCAUUCAGGAAUAAUGGGUGGAGGUCAUUAUGUUACUUAUGCCAAAAAUCCAAAUGAAAAAUGGUACUGCUACAAUGACAGCAGUUGUAAGGAGCUACACCCUGAUGAAAUCGAUACAGACUCUGCCUACAUCCUGUUCUAUGAGCAGCAAGGGGUGGACUAUGCACAAUUUCUGCCAAAGAUUGACGGGAAGAAAAUGGCAGACACUAGCAGUAUGGAUGAAGACUUUGAAUCUGAUUAUAAAAAGUAUUGUGUGCUGCAGUAA
Bufo bufo (common toad) is the source of this 4809-nucleotide messenger RNA. It is a transcript of the gene USP32, whose product is annotated as ubiquitin specific peptidase 32. Gene Ontology annotation, cellular component: Golgi apparatus. Gene Ontology annotation, molecular function: cysteine-type deubiquitinase activity; calcium ion binding. The record is from RefSeq and is a predicted model, not a curated record. Lineage: Eukaryota; Metazoa; Chordata; Amphibia; Anura; Bufonidae. Gene Ontology annotation, biological process: protein deubiquitination.